Molecule: messenger RNA, 1410 nt
Organism: Photinus pyralis (common eastern firefly)
Lineage: Eukaryota; Metazoa; Arthropoda; Insecta; Coleoptera; Lampyridae
Product: retinol dehydrogenase 13-like
Exons: 4
Coding region: 293-1234 (313 amino acids)
Source: RefSeq, a predicted model, not a curated record
ACACUGUGCCACAGUUUCAUAUAAAUGACUAGGCGUUUCGUGAAAUGACGGAUUUCACUAAAAGACUACGACAGAUACAUAGAUAGAACCCCGGAAGUGGGUCAUUACAGUUUUUAAUUUCCUGCACGAACCUCACAAUGCGCAUGCACAAAGUUUCAAGUGCAAAAUUACUACUAAUCAUUUUGUGAACAUUAAAUAUUGUGUUGUCAUUUGUGCUCUUAUUGUUUAAUUUAAAUCUAUCCCUGUAUAGAAACUUAUCGCGUAGGUAGGUAACUAGAACCAGGUACAAGUUAUGGGACUGAGUCAUACAAAAUGCGUGUCAACCGCUCGGCUGGAUGGAAAAACUGUUAUCGUAACAGGCUCAAAUACUGGAAUUGGGAAAUUCACGGUACAGGAUUUUUAUAAGCGAGGUGCACGAGUUAUUAUGGCAUGCAGAAACGCCGAGAAAGCCCGCCAAGCUGCAGAGGAUAUAAAAAAAUCGUGCGAAGAUUUACAACAACUGGGACAAAUUGAAAUAGUCAAUUUAGAUUUAUCCAGUCUUGAUUCGGUUAGGGACUGUGCGAACAAAUUGUUGGAAUGUGAAGAUAAAAUUAACAUUUUGGUUAAUAAUGCUGGAGUUAUGAUGUGUCCAAAAACAAAAACCAAGGAUGGAUUUGAAAUGCAAAUAGGAACCAAUCAUUUCGGGCACUUUUUAUUUACGUUACUGCUUUUACCGCGAAUUAUUAAAAGUGCUCCAUCUCGAAUUGUAAACGUGUCUUCUGCAGCACAAGCCAAGGGAUCUAUUAACUUUGAAGAUUUAAAUUUCGACGUACGCGAAUACAGUCCAUUGAAUGCAUACAGGCAAAGUAAAUUAGCUAACGUGCUGUUUACAAAAGAGCUAGCCAGGAAAUUGGAUGAGUCUCAUAUAGAAAACGUAACUGUUUAUAGUCUUCAUCCUGGUGUAAUUGUGACCGAACUUGGAAGGCACUUGGAUGACACCUAUUUCAGAGGUUUCACGUUAAUGCUGUCGCCGUUCCGUGUAUUUAUGAAAAACGUCGAGCAAGGCGCCCAAACGUCGAUUUACUGCUCUGUGGACGAGUCGGCUGGUAAGGAGACGGGGUUGUAUUAUGCGGAAUGUGCUGUGGCAGAGCCAUGUGCCAAUGCUAAAGAUAUGGAAGCUGCGAAGAAACUAUGGGAUGUCAGUUUCAAAUCAGUAGGCCUAGAAGAAGAUUAUAAGCCCUUUCUGGCAAAGUGAACAGUGGUAGGUGACGCUAAAAUUUAAUUAGGUAUACUACCUACCCACUUCUACCUCCCAUUUGUUAAAGGCGUUAUCUAUUGUUAAUUGAUUCAAUUUUAAUUUUUAUCUUUUACUUGUACCUAGUUAUAUUAAACAAUAUGUAAGAAAUAAAUAGUAUUAUCGUUGCGUCAACA